UCCCUGGUGUGUGUGUCUGUGACAGUGUCCAACGGGGCCUGGUCCGUGUCCGGACCCCCCAAUUCUUCCGUCCCUGCCCCUAGGCAUUGGCAUCAACUAAAGUCAGAAUUCCUGGGAACUUGAGCAGAGCCUCCCAAUAAUUGCUACUCUGGCCUUCUAGAGAUAACUCCAAAGAAGGCAGGAAAGAAUCCAGCAGUGCUUCCUUAAUCUCAUUCAAAACCUGCCUCUGACCAAGUCUGUAAAUAGGAGACCAGAGUCGGGAACUUCUGGCCUUUCCCAUGGAAACUCAGGCCGAUCAUGCAUCUCAGGAACCUCAGGCCCUGCUUGAGAGUGCUCUUCCUUCUUCAAAAGUUCCUGCAUUUUCCAACAAGGACAGUCUGGGGGAUGAGAUGUUGGCAGCUGCACUCCUAAAGGCCAAGUCCCAAGAGUUGGUGACAUUUGAGGAUGUAGCUGUGUACUUUAUCCGGAAGGAGUGGAAGCGUUUGGAGCCUGCUCAGAGAGAUCUUUAUAGAGAUGUGAUGCUGGAGAAUUAUGGGAAUGUGUUCUCGCUGGAUGGUGAGACCAGAACUGAGCAUGAUCAAGAAAUUUCUGAAGAUACAAGAUCCCAUGGGGUGCUAUUGGGAAGAUUCCAAAAGGAUAUUUCUCAGGGUCUUAAGUUUGAAGAAGCCUAUGAAAAAGAAGUCAGUCUAAAGAGGCAGCUGGGGAACUCCUCUGGAGAAAGACUGAAUAAGAAGAUACAAGAUUUUGGUCAAGUGACAGUUGAGGAAAAGCUAACCCCCAUAGGAGAGAGAAGUGAGAAAUACAGUGAUUUGGGGAACAGCUUCACUGUGAGUUCCAGCCUUAUUUCACAUCAGAGACUUCCUGUGGGAGACAGACCCCAUAAGUGUGAUGAGUGUAGCAAGAGCUUUAAUCGAACUUCAGACCUUAUUCAGCAUCAGAGAAUCCACACUGGGGAAAAGCCCUAUGAAUGUAGUGAAUGUGGGAAGGCCUUCAGCCAGAGCUCACAUCUGAUUCAGCAUCAAAGAAUCCACACUGGAGAGAAACCUUAUGAAUGUAAUGAUUGUGGGAAGACCUUCAGUUGUAGCUCUGCUCUCAUUCUACAUCGAAGGAUCCAUACUGGAGAGAAACCUUAUGAAUGUAAUGAGUGUGGGAAAACCUUUAGCUGGAGCUCCACCCUUACUCAUCAUCAGAGAAUCCACACUGGCGAGAAACCGUAUGCUUGUAAUGAAUGUGGGAAGGCCUUCAGUAGGAGCUCCACCCUCAUUCAUCACCAGAGAAUCCACACUGGAGAGAAGCCCUAUGAAUGUAAUGAGUGUGGGAAGGCUUUCAGCCAGAGCUCACACCUCUAUCAGCACCAGAGAAUCCACACUGGAGAGAAGCCCUAUGAAUGUAUGGAAUGUGGAGGGAAGUUUACCUAUAGUUCAGGCCUUAUUCAGCAUCAAAGAAUCCACACAGGGGAGAAUCCCUAUGAAUGUAGUGAGUGUGGGAAAGCAUUUAGGUAUAGCUCAGCUCUUGUUCGCCAUCAGAGAAUUCACACUGGAGAGAAGCCUUUGAAUGUAAUGGGAAUGAGCAAGAGUUCUCUCAGAGUUACUGAAUUAAACAUCAGAGAGUCUACAUGAAAGAGAGCCACACACCUGUUUUUCUUACUUCCUCUGAGUUUAAGAGCUCCAGCCUUAAUAUAAAAGUAUGAACAAUUUAGGAUGUGUCCCUUUUGAUGCAAACCUUUCACUUUAGAGAAUGGGGUUAAUUGGGCAAAUCAUCCUGGCACAGUGAUUAGCAACCUAGUCAGUUUCCCAGGGAAUGAUACCAGCCUUGAAAAAUGAGGCAAGCAGCAGAUUAAAUGCUGGGAAUAGAGGGAAGCUCUGGGACCAAUCACCUUCCACUAUGGAAGGGAGUUUGCACUAGACAAUAUUUCUCACACCAAGGGAGCCUUUCUUACCAAGGUGGGGAUGAAAGCACAGCAGGAAAAUCAUAAGGAUUCCUCCAGUUGGGAGUCAGUACAGUCAGCACAGAAAGAAGUGGCAAGAAUGUUCUGGGUCCUGUUACUUGCUAAGAAAGGGAAAAGGAAGCUAGCUGUAUUUGGAAGCCACUGUUCCUAAUCCAGCUUUAAGUUUUGAUAAGAAAAUUUGGUGCUGAGGAGUUUAUUUGACUAGGGGUAAGGGGGCAGGGGCAAGAGAGGUUUUCCAUGGUGACUAUUUAUGGCUCUUGGAGCAGCAAAACCAAGUUUCUGAGAGCUGUCUGGCAUCUUUGCGGGAGAACCCCUUGUCAUUCCCUCUUCUGAUAGGACUAAUUGGGAAAUCCAUCUAAUCAGUGAGUCUAACAGGAAGUGGAUCAAAAGCAUUUAGCCUCACCUCUGCUUCCUCUUCCUCUCACCAUUCCUGUGAUAAAAAGUGAUUUAAUCCAAGCCCCUAGUGACAAAGGAUGCUUUUAAGGAGCUCACUCAAGCAGCUUGCCCUGCCCUCUUGUCACCUAUGACCCGUGACACCUGACCCCAGCAGCCAGACUUCUGACCCCACCUCUGACUUCAACAGCAGAGUAUGAAUGCAGACACAGCAAAGCCUAGAGAAGGAAGGCUCUGACCAGAGAGCCUCGCGGUAGGGCUCCCUGCUGGGUUAGGAUGGAGAUCCUGAGUUUUCCCAGCUUGAAGGGAUGACCUUUGAUUAUGUUUUCCCAAUCCUCAUCCUGUAGCAUAAAUGAAGUGCACUAUUAAACAGAAUAGAUUUUCAGAAGAGAGAUUGAGUGUGUUUUUUGCAGGAGCAAAAUUUAGUUUAAACAGGAAACAUUAGUGAUUGUAAAUGGAAUCAUUAAAAAUCUUAAAUUUUUUUUUUUUUUACAACCAACCAUUUCUCUCGGUCACAAACAUGUUACCUCUUUCCUUCAAGACUCCCAUCAUAUUCCUCUAGAUACUGCCCCAGACUAUUCAAUCACUCCGCCUUUAUACCCAAAUGUAGAGUGUUUUGUGCUGCAUAUCAUUCAGUGUGGCAUGAUAGUUAAAACCAACAACUAAAAUAGAUGUUACUGGGUAUGGGGUCCCUGACCAGAGUGUACUUGGAUAUUGACUGGCAAUGGGCAUAUUUAGGUUUCUUAGUUUGACUGUUGGUGAGAGGAUAUUACAGUCACGGAGAAGGCAGAGAUUAAAGU
This is a messenger RNA of Pteronotus mesoamericanus, 3141 nucleotides long. RefSeq names its product zinc finger protein 3 (gene ZNF3). The coding region runs from base 279 to 1619 and encodes 446 amino acids. The record is from RefSeq and is a predicted model, not a curated record. Gene Ontology annotation, biological process: regulation of transcription by RNA polymerase II. Gene Ontology annotation, molecular function: DNA-binding transcription factor activity, RNA polymerase II-specific; RNA polymerase II cis-regulatory region sequence-specific DNA binding. The transcript has 6 exons. Lineage: Eukaryota; Metazoa; Chordata; Mammalia; Chiroptera; Mormoopidae.